Molecule: messenger RNA, 3091 nt
Organism: Linum trigynum
Lineage: Eukaryota; Viridiplantae; Streptophyta; Magnoliopsida; Malpighiales; Linaceae
Source: the annotation of a GenBank genome assembly
AGGCUUAAUACACUUUCAUAGCCAUAACUAUUCGCGUUGUGACAAUUAUAGCAACUUUUUGAAAAAUGCACUCAUAUAGCCAUUCCGUCACAAACUUUAAUGACAUCACUGUAAAUGCUGAGUAGACAAACGUUUUUUACUGACGUGGCGACUUUUCGUCAAAUUUUUUUUUAUUUAAUUGCAAUUACAUGAAAAAAAUGAAAAAUCAUCUUCCUCCAGACCAUCUGCUAUUGCGAUCUCUUCCCUAAUUGAAACCCCAUAUCCAUUCCCUCGUCGAACCCAAAUUGAGUUUCAAGAAAACCCAAUCAACUUCCAACGUCGAACCCAAAUUCAUAUUCAAGAAAACUUAAUACGACGAAGGCGUGGAAGGGAGGGCGGUCGCAGCGGUGGCGGAAAACGAGAGAACGAAAGGGGGAUUUGGUGUAGAGGAGAUAGAGCUUGGAGAUGGAUCCUAAAGCUACACCGCCGACUGGAUGGGCAUGUGAUUUGAUCUACAAUUUGACCCAAAGAAGAUGGUGAGGAUGAGGAGAGGAGCGCGGAGAGGGCGGAAUCGGGCCGUCAAGGCCGAGCCCAGAUCUGGCGAUGGUGGAUUUGGAGGCGACGAAAUUUCAAUCUGGUUGUGGUGAGGGGUCUCGGAGAGGAUGAAGGAGGCGAUAUAUUUUUGGAGAAAUGGAUUUGCUUCCCCUAUAUCUGGUUCUCUCACCCUCUGCUCUUGCCGACAUCAGUUUCUCUCGACAUUGCCUCCAUCGCGCCGCUUCCGCCUCUCGCUCCACUUUCCAGAUCUACACAUCUAUCAAAGCAUCGAUAAGGCCCGCGCUUCUCCGACAUUGAUAUCCGACCUGGGUCAUGAUGCCUACUCUAGCGAAGGAAACCCAAUCGUUGCGCUUGCCUCUCUCUUGGUCGACGGACUGAGUAGAUUCGAAGAGGAAGUUGAGAUCGCCGACAAAAUCAUGUCAAUCGGAGUUGGGAAUUUUAAGGGUGGUGGCACAAUUGGACAGGGAAGACAGAAAGAGUCGGGAUAUCUCCCUCCGACGAGGACCUGGAAACUUGAAUCGAGGACGAGACACCAAGGGAAACUUCUCUACAGAGAUGGUCGCAUCUUUCGAUAAAAUAGCAGGCCAACCGCUGGUUGAUUAGAGAUUUUCCCCUCCAGCGAGCAUCUGAUUGGUUCUUCACUAAUCUGAAUUUGGAUUUCAAAUUUCGAGUUUUGACGAAGAGAUCUGGGGGUUGGAGGAAGGUGAACAGGUGGUGUGGGGAUGGGGAAAAAAUUUAUAUACAUUUUUUUUAUUAAAAUAUGAGGUGGCAUCUAGGUGUUGUGGUUUGUCUAGUUGGACCUGAUGUGUAAUCCGAGCUGGCGUCCACAUCAGCACAACGUUAAUGUUAUUGACAGAAUUGCUGACGACGUUAAAGUUUGUAACAGAAAUGGCUAAAGCUGUCAAGCAAGUUUUCAAAAGUGGCUAUAUGAGUGUAUUUUUCAAAAAGUGGCUAUAAUUGUCACAACGCGAAUAGUUAUGGCUAUAAAAGUGUAUUAAGCCAAAUAUUUAUUUUGAAUAAUUAAGUAUAUGGGUGAUUGUUUUUCCAUUUUAUGGGUUUACUUCUAUCUUUAGUGUAUACUAGGAAAACACUCGCAUUACGUUGCGGCUCGUAGUAUGAUUUUAUUAUUUAGUUGUUCAAUAGUUCAUUUACAUUAAAUAGACAGUGCAUCGUUUGGUGAAGUCAAUUAUUAUUCAUGGUAGGACCAAAUGAAAUGUGUCGACACUUACAAAUAGUAGUAGUGGGCUUCUCACUCUCUCUCUCUCUUAUCAUUUUCUGCUCUCCUCCCUAACUCCAGCAUACCUGCCUUCUUUGAUAGAGAAUAAUCAGAUCUACCGCCGACCUCUCUAUCUCUCACUCUCUAGACGAUGGGGGCUAGAAGCUCCAUAACCUCUCCAGUCCCUCCAUUUUUUGUCUAUUUCUUUGGAGUGGUUGCAUGCAGGUAUAUAAUUUCAUGUGACAAAAUCAGGGUAUAUAGAUUGAUAAUAAUCGUAAAUUUUUUCGUUUCUACUUGAAAUAUUCUUUGAUCUCUCCCUCUAUAUUGACUAUUUUCCUCCUAUUGUUCCUAUUAAUUGCUUCCUCAGACCGUCAGACAUUUACUUCCUGCCACAAUGUCCAAUUCUUCCUUGUGUAUAGAUAUUUUGAUAGAAAAUUAACUCAAUAAAACCCAGCAAAUCAUAGACAAUGGGUUAUCGUUAGGGGUGGCUAUUUUGACCGGGACCGGAUUAAAAACCGAAAACCGAACCGUAUAAUCCGGACCGAGACCGGACCGGGACCGAAUAGUAAACAAUCCAAUCCAAUCUUUGGGCUUAGAUUUGAGGUAAAAAAUCGGAUAAAGACCGGAUAAGAGAGCUCAACACUCAAAACUUAAGGGUAAUUUGCAUAAACGGUCACAAACCUUUGCACUUAGUACAAAACUUAACCAACUCCUCACCCUUUAAGGCCUUAAGCCACUCAAAUCCCACAAUCUCAAUGUAAAAUCAAGACCGAAUUGGGACCGGACCGGAUCAAAACCGGACCGGAUCAAGACCGGACUGUAUCCAAUUCAAUCUUCGGUCCUUAUAUUUUCAAAAAAACCGGACUGGACCGGAUCAAUUUGGGCCAAUUUAACCGGACCGGACCGUAUAGCCACCCCUAGUUAUCGUAUAGAAGCAGGGGAAUCAACAAUGAAGUGAUUAGUUACAGUAAAUUUGCAACUUGUGAUUCGAUUCCAACACUCUAAUCCAAUAUCAAACCGAUAUAAUAAGACGAUGAAAUUAAUUUAUCUAAGCUUCAAUAUUGUGCCUGGAAAGUUGUGAGAUAGUGAAAUUGACAGGAAAGUAUGUGCUAGUUUUGAUCUUAUUGGCCAUUUGAAUAUUGCUUAAAUUGAAGAAAUAUCCAAGGAAACAUAUCAAAAUAUUGUCGGGAUAAUAGGUUUAAGCCCCAGCCAAAUAAAAUUUUUAUUGAACAAUAAACAUUAUUUACCUUUCUUCAAUUGGAGAAAUAUCCAAGCAAACUGAUUACAAAAUAGUUAUGGAUAAUGGGCUUUAGCCCAAUCAAAUAAAAACUUUAGUGAACC